AUGUCGGACAAGAAAGUCGCCGCACAAAGGUCCAGCGCAAGAGGGCCGUGCCGGGAGUUCAUCAGAACCCACCUCCCCAAGAACCAUGAAGCCUUUUCAAAUUCACACGUCGAGUUCGAUACCACUGUUCAACAAUACGUCCCAUUUGUCAAAGGCGACGGCACAAGCCAAAAUGAAGAAAACAGUAAUCAGCACCAGCGACUUGACUUGCUGCCCAAAGACUCGACGAGCGAUGAAUCCAACCCGUCGCGUCGUCCGUUCUGGGACGAAAUGUUUCCCGAGGCCAUGUCUCAGCUUCGAGACAGCUGUGAGGAGCCUCCCAAGCUGGUUGACACCGAUUCAAGUAUCCGAGUGGCGUCAGGAUGGCCAGAGAUUGUCACGACGGUAGAGCUGGCUAGGGCCAAGUAUUACAACUACAAAGGGUUCAUCGGCUUCUGGAAGAAGACGCGCCACGGACUCACUGAUGAUGCGACCGACGCAAAAAGAUUGUUUUCUCUACUCCCGGAUUCAGAUUACACCUCAGUCAUACACUGCGUGUUUGAUAUUAUCGCCGAUGCAGCCAAAAGGGCAUCGCAGCUUCGAAAGGAAGUUGAAGAUACACUGCGGCAGAUGAGACAGAAACUUUCGGAUGUCGAGCGCGUCGUUGCGGUUUAUGCAGGCGAAGACGAAGAUAUUGUCUCGGCAGCCAUGGACGUGCUCGUGUCAUCGCUGCAGGCGUUGGAGGGGAUUGUUCUCUACUACUCUGAGAAGAGAGGACUGAAGGUAGCGGCUUCUGCUAUGUGGCAGGGGGGCCGAUACAAGGAUGACUUUUCGACGUGCCUUGCCGGGAUCGACUCAAGCAGUAGGCGGCUAAUCGAGGUAACCCACCUGGCUCACAUCCAGGCAACCCAGUCAAUAAAUAUCAAGACAUCGGAAGGAUUGGAGAAGCUGGGGCAACUGCAACGACACCACCUCGACAUGGCUCAGCAGCAAAAGAGACUCGCAGACAGGCAGUCAGAGCUAGCCAGUUCAGGCCGCAAGAUUGCGAGGAGGCAGGGAAAGCUCGCCGCUGAACUGAGUCGAGAGGUAGCCGCCAACGAGUUGAACGCCAGGGCGAACAGUCGAAACGCCGCUACCUCGGCCGUGGCUGUAACUGGCAUUUAUCUGCUCAUACAGGAUCGUCACAAGUUCGAAAGAGCCCUGGAGAGGGAGAAACGUCGGAACGCCAGGCUGAUCGUUGAGCUCCGCGCCUCGGAAGCACGCUCGCGCUCGGUUAGUCGCGGCCGAUACUCCCUGCCAGCGAGAGGCAUAUCAUCGGAUGAGCUCCUUGGAAUCUUGAACCUGUCCUCCAGCGGCGAAGAAGCCGACAUGGCCACCAUUUCCGACUCCGCCGUCCUCGUCGACCGCCGUGACCAAGGCCGCGCGGAGCAACUCGUCAACAACCCUCAGUUCCGUCAGUGGAUGGUCCAGCUAUGCUCAACGGAGCUUCUUGUGCACGGCCACAUGAGGCGCAGUCGUUCGAGCAUCACUGCCCUCUCGCUCUUUAGUGCUGCCAUUGUGCAAUGCCUCCGUCGGGAUGUGCGGUUCUGCACCCUUGCUUUCUUCUGCGGACAGCAUAAAGACGCUUCGGAUCAGCUUACGGGCGGCGUAGGCCUUAUCAAGGCCCUUACCCUGCAGCUCCUUGCGCAGUACCGGUUCACGGCGGAAGAUCUUUCCUUUGCAACGCAGGACAUGGAUCUCGACGCCCUCGAGGACGGCCAAAUCUUACCCAUAUGCCGCCUCUUCACUUCCUUGAUCCGCUGCGUCCGCAACAUUACCAUUUUCUGCGUCCUAGAUAGCGUCGAGGUGUAUGAAGAGCCCAAAUUCCUGCAGGGGAUGGCCUUGGAGAGAGCGUUGUUUGAUAUCCUGUCAUUGACGAGUGAUGACAAGGUGAAAACGGACGUGAAGGUGCUGAUGAUGAGUCCGACAGCGACGACGACAAUUCUGAAGGCCUUCAAUGAGAACGACGUGGUCUCAAUGGUAGGACAUGGACAGCCAAAGGGUCAGAAGAAUUUUGAUGAGGGAAGGCUGGGGGAGCGAUUGGGAGAGGUUUCUGAUUGUUAA
Molecule: messenger RNA, 2082 nt
Organism: Cordyceps fumosorosea ARSEF 2679
Lineage: Eukaryota; Fungi; Ascomycota; Sordariomycetes; Hypocreales; Cordycipitaceae
Exons: 5
Coding region: 1-2082 (693 amino acids)
Source: RefSeq, a predicted model, not a curated record